Coniosporium apollinis CBS 100218 is the source of this 1305-nucleotide messenger RNA. RefSeq lists its product as uncharacterized. Gene Ontology annotation, molecular function: RNA polymerase II C-terminal domain binding. Gene Ontology annotation, biological process: mRNA 3'-end processing. Gene Ontology annotation, cellular component: RNA polymerase II, holoenzyme. The record is from RefSeq and is a predicted model, not a curated record. The transcript is spliced from 2 exons. The coding region runs from base 1 to 1305 and encodes 434 amino acids. Lineage: Eukaryota; Fungi; Ascomycota; Dothideomycetes.
AUGUCCUACACCGACGACUCCGUCAAAGCGAAGCUCUCCGCCCUCAAUGAAACGCAGGAAGGCAUAGUCGCCGUAGCGCAAUGGAUAAUGUUCCACCGACGCUUCGCCGACCGCACCGCAACCCUCUGGAUGCACCGCCUGCGCGACUCCUCCCCCCCGAAGCGGCUGAACCUAAUCUACCUCGCCAACGAAGUAGUCCAGCAAUCCAAAGCGCGCAAGAAGAACGAGUUCGUCGCCGCCUUCUCCCCCAUCAUCGCCGAGGCCACCACCACAGCCUACAAAGGCGCCACCCACGACGUGCAGCAGAAACUGCGCCGCGUCAUCGAGGUCUGGCGCCAGCGGCUGAUCUUCGAGCCCGCGAUCCAGGAUGCCAUUGAGAGGGGCGUUGAUGAGCUUGAUCGCAGCCGCGAGAAGGCCAAGAAGCCUGCGCUGGGGGGAUCGCUGUUUUCGUCGUCUUCGGCUGGGGCGGCGGUGCCGCAGCAGCUUCAGCCGCUUGUGCAGGCGCAGAACGCGCUCGCGAAGGCGGAACUCACCUCCAAAUCCGCUGUCACGAACUCGAAAGCCGAGUACCACAAACUGACCGACCCGGCGACGCCGCUGCCCACGCCUCCCGUGCAUGCGGCCCGCCUCUCUGCACUGCUGAAGGGGCUCGCGAACGCGGAGGGCGCUGUCGCAGAGACGCUGAAGGCGCGGCGCGAGCUACUAUCCGGGCUCGAGACACUCAUCAACACACACCGCGCAGCGCUAGCCGAGGACGCUGCCCAAGCCGCCGAGCUCGCGGCGCGGCGCGAGAGCGUCGAGAGCAGGAAACGCGACGUUGAGGACAGCAUCAUGCGGGGACUGUCUGAGACGACUCCUGCAGAGUCUACCCCUGAGGCAGGCAUCGUAGGGGAUGAGCCCGAACGGCCGGAUAUCGAGGCGCUGACGCCGCCACCUGUGGAGAGUCUGACGCCGGUCGGGACACCGCCGCCCCUGGAUGCGACGGGGACGACGGCAGCUGCGAACUUUGUCGAGGAGACGGAGACGCACGCGCCUACUCUUGAUGACCGGGUGCCGAGUUAUAUGCCGCCCGGGCUGGAAUUGCCGGAUCAGCAGUCUCCUAGCGAGAGGCAGGCAUAUGGACACGAGCAGUCCAAGCCGCUGGAUCCGCGCCGGCGGAGGGGGAACGAGGGGGUGAAUGGUAAUGGAGAGGGCGCUGGGGUGAAAAGGAGGAAGAUGAGCGUGAACAAAGUGGAUGAUGAUUUCGCGGAAUUCACGUCUGGAGGGCUGGAUAGCGAUGUUGCUGACCUUCUGGGGCGGGAUUGA